Molecule: messenger RNA, 1857 nt
Organism: Seriola dumerili (greater amberjack)
Lineage: Eukaryota; Metazoa; Chordata; Actinopteri; Carangiformes; Carangidae
Gene: slc1a6
Product: excitatory amino acid transporter 1-like
Exons: 11
Coding region: 61-1749 (562 amino acids)
Biological process (GO): L-glutamate transmembrane transport
Cellular component (GO): plasma membrane
Molecular function (GO): neutral L-amino acid transmembrane transporter activity; L-glutamate transmembrane transporter activity; glutamate:sodium symporter activity
Source: RefSeq, a predicted model, not a curated record
AGCAGAAGAAAACACGUUUCCCACGAGACCUGCCUCCUGGACCAGGUGCUGGAGCUGAUUAUGAACGAGAAGCCCCCCACCAGUGCGAGUCUUUUCCUAAACGAGGACGCAGACAAACCCCCCGUGCCAGAGAGAGUAGACUUAAGGAGGCGUUUACGCAGGGCAAUGGAGAGGAAAGCCAGCAGCAUGAAGGAGAGGAUAGGCUCCAUCAGCAGGGACAGCGUCAAAGGUUUCCUCAAGAGGAACCUGUUUGUUCUGUUCACUGUCGCCGCCGUGGCUCUGGGUGUAAUCCUGGGCUUUGCUCUACGCCCCCACAACCUGUCCCUGAGGGAGAUCAAGUACUUUGCCUUUCCAGGGGAGCUCCUAAUGAGAAUGCUACAGAUGCUGGUGCUGCCUCUCAUCGUCUCCAGUCUGGUCACAGGUAUUUCCUCUUUGGACAGCAAAGCGUCAGGUAAAAUGGGUGUUCGUGCAGUGAUCUACUACAUGGUGACCACUCUCAUUGCUGUGUUCAUCGGCAUUGUCAUUGUGAUAAUAAUCCGGCCGGGGAAAGGCAGCAGAGAUAGUCCUGUGACCAACAGUGGAAACAUUGAACCUGUUCAGGCUGCUGAUGCUUUUCUGGAUCUUAUCAGGAAUAUGUUUCCUCCCAAUCUGGUAGAAGCUUGUUUCAAGCAGUAUAAAACUGUGUACAAGAAGACUGUUCAUACAAGGAACGUGACAGUGACCCUGAACCUCACCAACUCUCUCAACGUGACAGAGUCUAAUCUGAGCGUGAACCUCAGCAGGGUGCUGCACACCAUACAGGAGACAGUGGAGGAGACGGUCCCUGUGUCCGGCUCUUCUGCUGGAGUGAACGCGCUGGGUCUGGUGGUGUUCUCCAUGUGUUUCGGUCUUGUCAUUGGCAACAUGAAGCAGCAGGGCCAGGCCCUCAGGGACUUCUUCGACUGCCUGAAUGAAGCCAUCAUGAGGCUUGUGGCCAUCAUCAUCUGGUAUGCUCCCCUGGGCAUCCUGUUCCUCAUUGCAGGGAAGAUUGUGGAGAUGAAGGAUCUGGCAGAGGUGGGCAGUCAGCUGGGGAUGUACACUGUGUCAGUCAUUGUGGGUCUCCUCAUUCAUGGCCUCUUUGUCCUGCCGCUGCUUUACUUCCUGGUGACCAGGAGAAAUCCCUAUACCUUCAUUGGUGGUCUGCUGCAGGCACUCAUCACAGCUCUGGGAACCUCAUCCAGCUCUGCCACCCUGCCCAUCACCUUCCGCUGUCUGGAGGAGAACAACCAUGUGGAUAAAAGAGUGACACGCUUCGUCCUGCCUGUGGGCGCCACCAUUAACAUGGAUGGCACUGCCCUCUAUGAGGCUGUGGCAGCCAUCUUUAUAGCUCAAGUCAAUGAUAUGGACCUAAACUUUGGCCAGAUUCUCACCAUCAGUAUCACGGCAACUGCUGCCAGCAUUGGAGCAGCAGGCAUCCCUCAGGCUGGCCUGGUUACCAUGGUGAUUGUAUUGACAUCGGUGGGACUGCCCACAGAGGACAUAACACUGAUCAUCGCUGUGGAUUGGUUCUUGGACCGCUUGCGUACCACCACCAAUGUGCUGGGUGACUCGCUCGGGGCUGGCAUUGUGGAGCACCUUUCCCGUGGAGAGCUACAGAAUCAGGAUGCUGAGGGGCACAACUCUGUUAUUGAGGAGAAUGAGAAGCCCUACCAGCUUAUCUGCCAGGAAAACGACUCCAUCAACCACCACAACAGUGAGACCACAAUGUGAAAAAAUAAACCACAGUUAAAGGGGAAUUGUGUACCGAAAGCAUUUUAGCUAGAAGGUUGGCUUGUAAUGGUGCAGGGGCGGUUUUAGAGAAAAAAAAUAGUUUUGGGU